Molecule: messenger RNA, 722 nt
Organism: Melospiza georgiana
Lineage: Eukaryota; Metazoa; Chordata; Aves; Passeriformes; Passerellidae
Product: dual specificity protein phosphatase 22-like
Exons: 8
Biological process (GO): positive regulation of JNK cascade; transforming growth factor beta receptor signaling pathway; protein dephosphorylation
Cellular component (GO): cytosol
Molecular function (GO): protein tyrosine/serine/threonine phosphatase activity
Source: RefSeq, a predicted model, not a curated record
AGAGCAGCAGCAGGACCUGCUGGAGCAGCCUCAGGUAGCCUUGAAACCUGAGAAACCACCCAAAUCCUGAUCCUGGGGAGAGAAAACCCAUGGGGACUGGAAUGAGCAAGAUUGUCACCGGCCUCUACCUGGGGAAUAUUCGUGACUCUGAGGACCACGAGAAGCUGCAGAGCAAGGGGGUGACCCACAUCCUGUCCGUCCACAGCGGCGCCAAGCCCGUGCUGGAGGACAUGACCUAUCUGUGUAUCCCAGCCUCGGAUUCAUCCAGUCAAAACCUGCUGCAGCACUUCAAGGAGAGCAUCCAGUUCAUCCACGAGUGCCGGCUCGCAGGGGGAGGCUGCCUGGUGCACUGCCUGGCCGGGGUGUCCCGCAGCAGCACCCUGCUGGUGGCAUACCUGAUGACAGUGACAGAGCUGGGCUGGCAGAGCUGCCUGGCUGCCACCAGGGCCGUCCGCUCCUACGCCAGCCCCAACCCCGGCUUCCAGCAGCAGCUGCAGGAGUACGAGAGCACCCUGCUCCACGAGUACCGCGCCUGGAUCCGCCGGGAGUACGGCAGGAACCCCUUCCAGGACCAGGAGGAGCUGCAGCGCCUGCUGGGGCAGCAGCCUGGGCACAGGGAUUGAUCCUGGCUCUCCUCCUCAGCUCCUACCUCGUCCCCUCCGUGCCGUGCAGGUGGCACCGCUGGUGGCACUGACGGUGGCAGCAGGUGGAUGAGCAGAUAA